This is a messenger RNA of Phacochoerus africanus (Common warthog), 1093 nucleotides long. RefSeq names its product polyamine modulated factor 1 (gene PMF1). Gene Ontology annotation, cellular component: MIS12/MIND type complex. The record is from RefSeq and is a predicted model, not a curated record. Lineage: Eukaryota; Metazoa; Chordata; Mammalia; Artiodactyla; Suidae. The transcript is spliced from 5 exons. The coding region runs from base 35 to 652 and encodes 205 amino acids. Gene Ontology annotation, biological process: chromosome segregation.
CGGGCCGGUUAAGGUUUGGCGGUUCUAUUUCAACAUGGCCGAAGUGAGCAGCGUCAACGUAGCCAGCAGCAGUAAGGAAAAAGGGCCUGAAGGGUUGUCUCAGGAACUUCCGCGCCCUGGUACUACCAUUUCAAGGGUGAAGCUUUUUGACACCAUGGUGGACACCUUUCUCCAGAAGCUGGUCGCUGCUGGGAGUUACCAGAGAUUCACUGACUGUUACAAGUGCUUCUACCAGUUGCAGCCUGAGAUGACACAGCGCAUCUAUGACAAGUUUAUAACUCAGUUGCAGACAUCUAUCCGGGAGGAAAUCUCUGAAAUCAAAGCAGAGGGGAACCUGGAAGCUGUCCUAAAUGCCUUGGAUGGAAUUGUUGAAGAAGGCAAGGACCGCAAGGAGACGGCCUGGCGCCCUAGUGGGAUCCCUGAGAAAGAUCUGCGCAGCACCAUGGUGCCCUACUUCCUGCAGCAGCGGGACGUCCUGCAGCGCCGUGUGCAGAAGCAGGAGGCCGAGAACAGGCAGCUGGCAGAAGCUGUCCUGGCUGGGCGCAGGCAGGUGGAGGAGCUGCAGCUGCAAGGCCAGGCCCGGCAGCAGGCCUGGCAGGCUCUACACAGAGAACAGAAGGAGCUGAUGGCCGUGCUGAGGGAGCCUGAGUGAAGAAGAGAGGGCCAGGCCCGGGAGCAGAGGGCAGUCAAGGACAAAGGCCUGUGGUCCAGCAUGCUGAGCCUGAGUGAGCUGCCUCUAAGAACAGCUAAAAUGGUGCCCAGUCCCAAAGCAGUGAUGGAAUUUGCUGGAGAAGGAGGCCUCAGCAGUCACCACUGCCACUGUGCCUUUGGGGCUCCCUUGGGUUUUCUUCUAACUUGAGGAUUCUUGGCCUACUCCGCCCUGGGACUCAGGCACUAUGCUUCCUCUCCUCUAGGUUCAGGCCAGCCCCUCCCUUCCCCCCGUCACACACCCCGCCACUCCUGAGCCCUCCCUGGGACCUGGCUUGGUGAAUCUGUUUUCGGUCUCCACUGAUUGCUCCCUUGCUAGCCAGCCUGAGGGCCCUUGCCAUGUCCUCCCCACAUCCGCAAAUAAACUUCCUCCGCUACACUGUAA